Penicillium malachiteum is the source of this 372-nucleotide messenger RNA. RefSeq lists its product as uncharacterized. Bases 1 to 372 code for a protein of 123 amino acids. NCBI's taxonomy places the organism in Eukaryota, Fungi, Ascomycota, Eurotiomycetes, Eurotiales, Aspergillaceae. The record is from RefSeq and is a predicted model, not a curated record. The transcript has a single exon.
AUGUCUUGGAAUCACCCGCAGGUCAGUCGCGAUGGCUUCACCUCCUCAUAUGGCCGGUUCUUGACCGAGCGUGAUCGCGCCGAGCGUGUGGACAGCGCAACUCUACGGUCCAUGUUCCUCCCUAAACUUACUCGACUCGGUCAAAAAGCCCUCGAUGACCAAAGGAACUUCGUUCGCAAUCAGCUCCAGCACUAUGGUGUUAAAUUUGAAGAAAGGCUGUUUUUCGGUCGGGGAACCCCGCUGAUGAAGCAAGUUCUUCAGGAUGGCCGUUGUGACACAGUACCCCCGCAUAUUUUGAAGCUCGAGGAGGAGUUACAUCUCGAGCGGUUGAACACCCAAACAUUGGAGUCAUUGGACAGACAGCCUGACUGA